Messenger RNA from Penicillium paradoxum, 741 nucleotides. RefSeq lists its product as uncharacterized. The record is from RefSeq and is a predicted model, not a curated record. The transcript has 2 exons. Gene Ontology annotation, cellular component: membrane. Lineage: Eukaryota; Fungi; Ascomycota; Eurotiomycetes; Eurotiales; Aspergillaceae. The coding region runs from base 1 to 741 and encodes 246 amino acids.
AUGGCUGCAAACGCCAGAUAUGAGCCCGCCCCCCAGCGGGACUCCUGGACGAUCCGUCCUACUCCCAAGCGCCUCCCUCCUAUCAGGCUACUGCGGAGCCAGCACCUCGCAGCGAAGAUGACAACCUGCCAGAUGAUUUCAAGAACGGUCCAACUUCUCCUUACAACCAUCCUCAGCUCAAUCUCCUUCUUCAACGAACCCUACCGCAUCUGGAUCCAAUCCCACUUCUGGGUAAUGAUAAUCUCCGUCUUCGGCGCCCUAGGCUUCAUGCUCGCAACAUUCUGGAAGCGCAAGUCCUACCCCACAAACCUCCUCUUCUUAUCCGGUUUCACCAUCCUCGAAGCCUACUCCAUCAGCGUGGCGACAUCCCUGUACGACGGACGGGUGGUCAUCCAAGCGCUCGCGCUGACGCUCGGUAUCUUCGUCGCACUUACUCUCUUCGCAUGCCAGACGAAGUACGAUUUCACGGACUGGAUGCCGUACCUUUUCGGCGCGUUGUGGUUCAUGAUCCUGUUCGGGUUUGUGGCUAUGUUUAUCCCGUUCAAUAGUACUAUUGAGAUUAUCUAUGGUGUGCUGGGUGCGCUGAUCUUCUCGGGAUAUAUCCUUGUUGAUACGCAGCUUGUUAUGCGCCAUUACCACGUGGAGGAGGAGAUUGCCGCUUCGAUCUCGCUUUAUCUGGAUGUGCUUAAUCUGUUCAUGUCCAUUUUGCGGAUUUUGAAUGGUGCUAACAACAAUAACUAA